Messenger RNA from Hevea brasiliensis (rubber tree), 4077 nucleotides. Its product is annotated as homeobox-leucine zipper protein ATHB-15. Gene Ontology annotation, molecular function: lipid binding; DNA binding; DNA-binding transcription factor activity. NCBI's taxonomy places the organism in Eukaryota, Viridiplantae, Streptophyta, Magnoliopsida, Malpighiales, Euphorbiaceae. The transcript has 18 exons. The record is from RefSeq and is a predicted model, not a curated record. The coding region runs from base 1315 to 3834 and encodes 839 amino acids.
AGCUGAGCUCGCAGAUUCUCUCUCUCUCUUUGUCUGAAGACGAAAGUGACGAGCCAAUGAAAAAACCCACACGAAAACACACACAAGAGAGCAAAAACCUCAAAAUACAAAAGAAAAAACAAUGAAAACAAAGCAACAAAAGCUCAACCAAAGUACUUUACUUCCAUUUGCUUUUUUCCUAUCCUCCGCCUUCAACCACUGAGGCUGUUCUUUCUCUUUAUUUACUCUCUAUUAAAAUUUUCGAUACCCACUCUACUUUUUCAUUUUUCCCCCUUCCAAAUCCUUCACAUGUUGCAAAAGCCCUCAACUUUUCUCAAAACCGGAAACGCUUCCUUUUCAUUUUCUGCCUUUUGUUUUGCUUUUUUGUUUUGGGUGUGUUGAUAUGAUGUGAUACGAGCCCCUAGAAAAUGUUUCAGCACCUGGGAACGAUUGUUUUUGGAGCUUGGAUCGCUAAUACGGUGCCGUUUUGGCUGGUUCUACGGCCGUGAUGGGGAGAUCUCUUGAUGAAAGAUUCUGAUUCGCGUUGUUAUUUCAUUGCCGCAGAGUCCAGCUCGAAUCGGGAGAAAGUUUUCUAGGUGUUGUUUCUGUUAUUAUUUUCGGAAGCAUUUUUCAGUGUUUUGGUGAAAUUGAUCGUUUGGUGUUGAGCUCUGAUCUCGAAAGGUUUAUGCUUUUCUUGUGUUUGGGGGGUGUCUAGUAAUAGACAAAGCGAGGAUAACGAUGUCUCCAAUCUGGAUAUCGCUGUCUCUACUGGCUUUAUCUCUAUCCUGGCGCUUCAAAAUCAAGCAUUAGAGAAUACAAAAGUCGAAGUUUUAAAGUGGUCUGGUGCCCAUUUAUUGUUCUUUCUGGUGGUAAAGGAGGAUAAUCUAUAUGGGUUUGCUUUAAAUUCUGUGGGCACUGUAAUUUGUGGUCGUAAGUUCUGAGUGAAGUUCCCCUCGUGUCGAUUUUUAUGCUUUUCUUAUGUUCCAGGAAGUGUUAUAAUCUAUGCUUAAGCGAAGCUUUUCGGGUUUGUUUUAGGUAUUUUAGCUUCUUUGGAUAUUGUGGGGUUAUGUCAAUUGCAGUAUCAUUUCUAUCUUGAAUUUGAAGCUCCACAAUUUGCUUUCAAGUGUUGCUAAGGGAGGGAAACUGCUUGGGUCUUAUUUGGUUAUGCGUGGUUAUUUUGAAUUUGCAGCUAAGAGUAUCCGCUAGGAUCCCAUUUGCGCAUACUUUUUGGUGCUAACUAAGUGCUUAAAUUAGAUUUUUGAGGAAAGGAUCUACUUGGGUUUGUUUGGAUUUUUUGGUGGGUAUCUGUGAUUUGUGGUGAAAUUUAUUUUUAAGAUGGCAAUGUACUGCAAGGAUGGUAAGCAACCAGCGAACUUGGACAAUGCCAAGUAUGUCCGCUACACGCCUGAGCAGGUCGAGGCCUUGGAGAGGCUUUAUCACGAUUGCCCCAAACCCAGCUCCAUUCGUCGCCAACAGUUCAUUAGGGAAUGCCCAAUGCUCUCUAACGUUGAACCCAAACAAAUCAAAGUUUGGUUCCAAAAUAGAAGAUGCAGAGAGAAGCAGAGGAAAGAGGCAUCCCGCCUUCAAGCGGUGAAUAGGAAGCUGACUGCAAUGAACAAGCUUCUCAUGGAGGAAAAUGAUAGGUUGCAGAAGCAGGUGUCACAGCUGGUGUACGAGAAUGGCUACUUUCGCCAACAUACCCAGAAUACAACGCUUGCAACCAAAGAUACAAGUUGUGAAUCAGUGGUGACAAGCGGUCAACACCACUUGACACCUCAGCAUCCGCCAAGGGAUGCGAGCCCUGCAGGGCUUUUAUCCAUUGCAGAAGAGACUUUAACAGAGUUUCUUUCAAAGGCUACUGGAACUGCUGUGGAGUGGGUCCAAAUGCCUGGAAUGAAGCCUGGUCCGGAUUCCAUUGGAAUCAUUGCUAUUUCACAUGGUUGCACUGGCGUGGCAGCACGAGCCUGUGGCCUGGUGGGCUUAGAGCCUACAAGGGUUGCAGAAAUCCUCAAGGAUCGGCCAUCAUGGUUCCGUGAUUGCCGAGCUGUGGAUGUGCUGAAUGUGCUGCCCACUGCCAAUGGUGGAACCAUUGAGCUGCUGUACAUGCAGCUCUAUGCACCAACAACAUUGGCGCCUGCUCGUGACUUCUGGUUGCUGCGCUAUACUUCUGUUUUAGAAGAUGGCAGCCUUGUGAUCUGUGAAAGGUCACUUAAAAAUACACAAAAUGGCCCAAGCAUGCCACCUGUACAGCAUUUUGUGAGAGCUGAAAUGCUGCCGAGUGGUUACCUGAUACGACCUUGUGAAGGGGGUGGCUCAAUCAUACACAUAGUUGAUCAUAUGGAUUUAGAGCCCUGGAGCGUGCCUGAAGUGCUGCGGCCCCUGUAUGAAUCAUCAACAGUGCUUGCUCAAAAAACAACAAUGGCUGCUCUGCGCCAGCUAAGGCAGAUUGCUCAGGAGGUUUCUCAGUCUAAUGUAACCAACUGGGGCAGACGACCAGCAGCACUACGAUCAUUGAGUCAGAGGUUAAGCAGGGGUUUUAAUGAGGCACUCAAUGGUUUUACUGAUGAGGGAUGGUCAAUGAUGGGAAAUGAUGGCAUGGAUGAUGUGACUGUCCUGGUGAAUUCCUCACCUGAGAAGUUAAUGGGUUUAAAUCUUUCCUUUACUAAUGGAUUUCCAGCUGUCAGCAAUGCAGUUUUGUGUGCCAAAGCAUCGAUGCUUUUACAGAAUGUUCCUCCUGCAAUCCUUCUUAGGUUCUUGCGGGAGCACAGGUCAGAAUGGGCAGACAACAAUAUUGAUGCUUACUCAGCUGCUGCAAUUAAAGUUGGUCCUUGUAGCUUACCAGGGUCUCGAGUUGGAAGUUUUGGAGGUCAAGUCAUACUCCCUCUUGCUCAUACUAUUGAGCAUGAAGAGUUUUUGGAGGUCAUUAAAUUGGAAGGUGUGGGCCAUUCUCCUGAAGAUCCAAUGAUGCCUAGGGACAUGUUUCUAUUGCAACUCUGUAGUGGAAUGGAUGAGAAUGCUAUCGGCACCUGUGCUGAACUUAUAUUUGCUCCCAUUGAUGCAUCCUUUGCAGAUGAUGCGCCUCUUCUGCCUUCGGGUUUUCGCAUAAUUCCCCUUGAUUCUGCAAAGGAAGCCUCCAGUCCAAAUCGAACCCUGGAUCUUGCUUCUGCUCUUGAAACUGGACCAGCUGGAAACAAAUCCUCUACCGAUUAUACUGCUAAUUCUGGAUGUAUGAGAUCUGUGAUGACAAUUGCAUUUGAAUUUGCAUUUGAGAGCCAUAUGCAAGACCAUGUAGCAUCCAUGGCUCGACAAUAUGUCCGAAGUAUUAUAUCAUCAGUUCAGAGAGUAGCAUUAGCACUCUCUCCUUCUCAUUUGGGGUCACAUGCUGGUCUUCGGCCUCCACUUGGUACUCCUGAAGCACAGACGCUUGCUCGUUGGAUCUGCCAGAGCUAUAGGUGCUACUUGGGUGUGGAGUUACUCAAAUCAAGCAGUGAAGGAAGCGAAACCAUUCUCAAAACUUUGUGGCAUCACUCAGAUGCUAUCAUGUGCUGCUCUCUGAAGGCUUUGCCAGUCUUCACUUUUGCAAACCAAGCAGGGCUUGACAUGUUGGAGACGACUUUGGUAGCCUUGCAAGACAUAACUUUGGAAAAGAUAUUUGAUGAUCAUGGUCGAAAGACUCUCUGCUCAGAGUUCCCACAGAUAACGCAACAGGGUUUUGCUUGUCUUCAAGGUGGAAUCUGUUUGUCAAGCAUGGGCAGGCCAGUCUCAUAUGAGCGAGCAGUGGCCUGGAAGGUGUUAAAUGAAGAAGAAACUGCACAUUGCAUCUGCUUCAUGUUUAUAAACUGGUCUUUUGUCUAAGAUUCGGUCCAUAAUCCUGUGAGGUUCAAAGAAAGGGAACUCCAGAACUGUGUUGUUUUGUUGGCAUGUCUAUCUUUAAUGUAUAACAGCCUUGGAAGAACUAAACAUGGUGCCGUGCUCUUGUUCAUUUGCUAUGUGUUAAACUUCAUUGUGUGUUGGAAUCGUUGUCCCAAAAGUACCUCGGAUGGUUGUAUUUGACUUUUAUAUUAUUAGGCUGCAAUCACUCUGUUUCAGUUGGUUUGA